Cyphellophora europaea CBS 101466 is the source of this 1215-nucleotide messenger RNA. RefSeq lists its product as uncharacterized. Gene Ontology annotation, molecular function: FMN binding; NADPH dehydrogenase activity. Bases 1 to 1215 code for a protein of 404 amino acids. Lineage: Eukaryota; Fungi; Ascomycota; Eurotiomycetes; Chaetothyriales; Cyphellophoraceae. The record is from RefSeq and is a predicted model, not a curated record. The transcript is spliced from 2 exons.
AUGCCGUCCAGAGUAUCACCCUCGGGCUUCAAGCCCUUGAACGAGACCACACUGUUCAAGCCCCUAAAGCUAGGCCACCUCGAUCUCGAGCAUAGAGUUCUUCAAGCGCCUCUCACGCGCAUGCGCGCGCCAGAGGAAUCUUCUGGUGUAUAUGUGUGCUCGGACAUCAACGUGGAGUACUAUGGCCAGAGAGCUUCAAAGGGCGGGUUCCAGCUGACCGAAGCAUGCCCAAUCAGCCGUCUCGCUUGUGGCUAUAAGGGCGUGCCUGGUAUUUUUACCCCCGGCCAGAUCGCCGGCUGGAAGCGAGUCACCGAUGCAGUGCAUGCUAAGGGUGGUUUCAUCUACUGCCAGCUGUGGCAUGUCGGCCGCGCUACCGUACCCGAUUUUCUGGACGGUCACCCCGCGGUGAGCUCCAGCGACAUUCCUAUCACUGGCAAUGCCCUCACCGGGGCACCUUACGCAAAUACGCCUCCUAAGCCAAUGACCGUUGAGGACAUUCAGGAAGCUACCAAGGAAUUUGCAGCCGCGGCGAAGCGUGCUCUGGAGGCCGGUUUUGAUGGAGUCGAGAUCCACGGUGCCAACGGCUACUUGCUUGAUCAGUUCCUGCACGAUAAUGUCAACACCCGCACUGAUGCCUACGGAGGCUCUGUGGAGAAGAGAUGUCGAUUUCCCAUCGAGGUCAUCAAAGCUGUGACCGAAGCGAUUGGCGCAGACAAGGUCGGCAUAAGACUGUCGCCCUACAACUACUUCCAAGAUACUCGUGAUUCGAACCCCAACCAGCACUGGGCAUACCUCUGUGAACAGCUCGCGAGUCUCCCCAAAGAAAACAGACUUUCCUACGUGCAUAUGGUCGAGCCGCGAUUUGACGAGGUCCUCGACGAGUCGGCGAAAUUGGGCUCUCUCGAGAAGGAAACCUCCUCAAACAAGAACUCCCUGACACCUUUCCGCCAGAUUCUCGCAAAGGGUGACAUCAAAUUCCUUGCAGCUGGAAACUACAACCGCGACAAUGCUGCUCCUAAAGUUGAGUCCGGAGACGCCGAUGCCAUCAUUUUCGGAAGAUGGUUCAUCGCAAAUCCGGAUCUGCCCAGGAGGCUUGCCGAAGGCCUUCCCCUCAACCCCUACGAUCGCACUACAUUCUACGGCGCCGAUCCCCCUUCAAAAGGAUACGUCGACUACCCGUUCUUUGAGCCAGGCUCGAAAGAAGUCACUGCGUAA